AUGAGUGUGGUCAGGAGAAGCUUAGAGGGAAGGAGAAGUGAGGCUCUGACGAGCGGCAAAAUCCAAAUUCACCGCGGCAAGUGUGCGUCUACCGGUCACAACCUCGAGGUCAUUGUAGACGAAUGUCCAGAGCAGCUUACAAACAUGAUUAGACGGCAAGCUCGCCAAAGACGAGACUACCUCUACCGUCGAGCACUACUUCUGAAAGAUGCAGAGACAGCAGAAAGAAGAGCUAAGCUCAAGGUAUCGCUUGCUACAGGAAAGCCCCUGGAUCCAUCUAUAGCAAACGACAGGACCCUCCGCGAGGACUACAAGUUUGACGAGACAGCUGAGGCACAUGCGGACAUUGACGAUGAAUAUGCACACCUCUCUGGCAUCAUUGAUCCGAGACCUCUAGUCACAACCUCGCGCUCCCCAUCAACGCGACUAUCUGCUUUUGCAAAGGAAGUCCGCCUUAUCCUACCGACCUCCAUCCGCUUGAAUCGAGGGACUCUCAUUCUUCCCAAUCUUGUCGCUUCUGCCAAUUCAUCAUCGGUCACAGACUUGAUACUACUUCACGAGCAUAGAGGUGUGCCCACAGCGCUCACAGUAUCCCAUCUCCCGCACGGACCUACUGCAUCGUUCUCUCUGCACAAUGUCAUGCUCCGUCAUGACAUUCCAAAUUCAAGCAGGGGAACAGUGAGCGAGUCGUAUCCACAUCUAAUAUUUGAUAAUUUCAACACUCCUCUCGGCAAGCGAGUUGUUCAAAUCCUGAAGCAUCUUUUCCCACCCCGAGAAGCCGCCACAAGUAACCAAAAAGUGGGCAACCGGGUCGUUACAUUUAAGAACAUCGAAGACAGCAUCGAAGUACGACACCAUGUCUUUGUCAGGACGAGCUAUCAGAGCGUAGAGCUCGCUGAAGUUGGUCCAAGAAUGACUAUGCGACUCUUUGAGAUCAGAGGCGGCACGCUUGAGAACAAAAACGGGGAUAAGGAAUGGCAUAUGAACAACUAUACGAGAACAAGCAAGAAGAAAGAGUAUCUAUGA
This is a messenger RNA of Bacidia gigantensis, 1026 nucleotides long. RefSeq lists its product as uncharacterized. Lineage: Eukaryota; Fungi; Ascomycota; Lecanoromycetes; Lecanorales; Ramalinaceae. The record is from RefSeq and is a predicted model, not a curated record. The transcript is spliced from 3 exons. Gene Ontology annotation, cellular component: nucleolus; small-subunit processome; Mpp10 complex. The coding region runs from base 1 to 1026 and encodes 341 amino acids. Gene Ontology annotation, molecular function: rRNA primary transcript binding; snoRNA binding. Gene Ontology annotation, biological process: rRNA processing.